AUGACAUGGAAGGCGGGGAUAUCGAAACGCGGACAACGCGCGAAACACAAGUGCGCUCGCGCCGCUUUCCCGACUUUCCAGCCGGUGACGUUCACGCCCCCACUGCCGCACAAAAAUAUUUACGUUUGUUGCCGUAAACGCACUACAAAGGUCGCUACCAAUCAAUUAGAGCGCGGGGUGGAGCGUGGAGCCGACGUGACGACGACGUCGUCCGAGCGGGGCCGACGGUACAGUGCGGAUACGACAACACCAGCGGGGGACGAGGUGGUGCGCCACUUUAUCGCGGCGAGCCGGCAACACCGCGCGGGGACGGCGAAUUCUGCUAAUACGGCUGCAUACGCAGGACACAAAAUUAGUUAUCCGGGAGCUGUGGCUCCCGAUAGUGGAAAACAGAAUUAUUAUCAAGAAACCAUAGGAUACAGAGUAAACACGCAAAGUUAUGGGUGCCAUGGCGGUUCGAACGCGAUGAGCGGCGGCGGCGAGAACGCGCAGUUCGGCGCCACCGCCGCGAUGGUCGCCGCGGCCAACACGGCCGCGAUGCAGGACUCACAGCCAUUCUCGCAGAUGCAAAACAACAUGGCUAUGGGCAAUCCCCAGUACAGUGCGAUGAAUGGCUACGGUCAGCAGCGCAGCCAUAACAACCCCGCCAUGACAGGGAUGGGCAUGGGAGGAAACGGAGGCAUGAAUGGCAUCAACGGUAUGAAUGGAAUGAACGGCAUGACCGGCAUGACGGGCAUGGGCCAGAUGGGGAACGCCUCUAUGAACGGCAUGAACCCCAUGGCGCAAAUGGCCAACAUGGGAAUGCACGCCAAUAUGAUGCCUUCGCAAAUGGGGCCCGGACAGAUGGGAGGCUCGACGAAAAUGGGACCCGGAUAUCAAAGGCGACACACGCCCUAUCCUACGGGAACUAUGCUUAUGGGCACAAGGAAAAGCCAAUACAUUGGCGGCCAGCCGGGCUUCGGUCCUGGGCAGUACCCGUCUGGGUAUGGCGGACGACCUGGCUUCCAGGGGCAGUAUCCCCCGCAGCAACCCCUCGGACCAAGUGGAAACUUCGGUCCCACAAUGAGAGGGAACAUGCGACAAACGACGCCGCCCUACUCAAACCAAGGGCAAUAUUUCAAUGGCGGAGUUCCUAAUCAUUUUCCCCAACAUCAAGCAAGUUCUGGGCAGUACGGUGGGCAAUACAGUGGCCAGUUCGCGCAAGAAGUGGCGAUGAGGACUAACAGCUAUCAGCACAGUCCUGUACCCGGAAACCCUACCCCGCCCUUAACGCCAGCAAGUAGUAUGCCUCCGUAUAUCAGUCCCAAUGCUGAUGUCAAACCUCAUUUUAAUGAGCUCAAACCACCGAUGGGUAUGCAAAAUGAUGAGCUUCGACUAACAUUCCCUGUAAGAGAUGGUAUUAUAUUACCACCAUUUAGAUUAGAACAUAAUUUAGCAGUUAGCAAUCAUGUGUUUCAACUGAAACCGACUGUACAUUCAACAUUAAUAUGGAGAUCGGAUCUAGAACUACAAUUGAAAUGUUUCCAUCAUGAAGAUCGGCAAAUGAAUACGAAUUGGCCGGCCAGUGUCCAAGUAUCGGUCAACGCGACGCCUUUAAUUAUAGACAGGGGGGAAAACAAAACAUCACACAAACCAUUGUACCUGAAAGAAGUCUGUCAGCCAGGCAGAAACACGAUACAGAUCACCGUCUCAGCAUGUUGUUGUUCGCACCUUUUCGUCCUCCAACUAGUACAUCGACCCAGCGUAAGAAGUGUGCUCCAAGGGCUCUUAAGAAAGAGAUUAUUAACGGCUGACCACUGCAUCGCUAAAAUCAAGAUGAAUUUCAAUCAGACGUCUAAUAACAACGGCACCAACACGCCGAACGAUAGAGAUAGCAUCGAACAAACAGCGUUGAAGGUUUCAUUAAAAUGUCCUAUAACGUUCAAGAAGAUAACACUACCUGCGCGAGGGCACGAAUGCAAACAUAUACAGUGCUUCGAUUUAGAGUCAUAUCUACAACUUAACUGUGAGAGGGGGUCGUGGAGAUGUCCAGUUUGCAAUAAACCAGCUCAACUAGAAGGCUUAGAAGUCGAUCAGUACAUGUGGGGUAUCCUCAAUUCACUGAAUACUUCAGAUGUGGAUGAAGUCACUAUUGAUAGUGGAGCAAAUUGGAAGGGAGCGAAGAAUUCCAAUAAUCCUAGUAUAAAGCAAGAAGACGACAGCAACGACAGCAGUGGGAAGCGGGGCAAGGCUGUGUCCCCAGGAUCCAUGAACAUGCCCACAAUGAACAACUGGGAUAUGAACCAGGCGUUAUCACCCUACCUACCUCCCGACAUGAACACGAUAGCCAGCGGUUCCAUGAUAUCCUCAUACAAUCAAAGUAGUCAGAACAGAGCAUCAGCUUCUAAUAGUCAAAACUACGAUUUCGUGUCAAUUCGUUGGACCCCCCUGAACGCUAUGGAGAAGAGUCUCAACGAACAGAUGCCUCACACGCCACACACACCCCACACGCCAGGGUCCGCACACACACCAGGAGGGGGAGGGGGUGCUCACACACCGGGCUCGAGUCAUACGCCCGGCCCCCCUUCAGUUGGACACCAUUCACUCAAUGAUGUCGACAUACCAGCUGACCUGAAUUUCGACCCCGCCGCAGUCAUAGAUGGUGAAGGGACUGACAACCUUAAUCUGUUGCCAGAAACAAGCGUAGAUCCCAUGGAACUACUAUCAUAUUUGGACGCACCCGCUCUCGGGGAACUUCUAGCGACGCCACCAUCUUCAUCAUCAUCCGCGGGCUCGCACCCACCCCGGGCACCAUCAUCCGAUGAUCUUUUGGCGCUCUUCGAAUGA
Molecule: messenger RNA, 2826 nt
Organism: Leptosia nina
Lineage: Eukaryota; Metazoa; Arthropoda; Insecta; Lepidoptera; Pieridae
Source: the annotation of a GenBank genome assembly